This is a messenger RNA of Penaeus indicus, 761 nucleotides long. RefSeq names its product histone H1-delta-like. The record is from RefSeq and is a predicted model, not a curated record. Lineage: Eukaryota; Metazoa; Arthropoda; Malacostraca; Decapoda; Penaeidae. The coding region runs from base 66 to 605 and encodes 179 amino acids. The transcript has a single exon. Gene Ontology annotation, molecular function: structural constituent of chromatin; double-stranded DNA binding; nucleosomal DNA binding. Gene Ontology annotation, biological process: nucleosome assembly; negative regulation of DNA recombination; chromosome condensation. Gene Ontology annotation, cellular component: nucleus; nucleosome.
GCUCCACCAGCGUCGACUACACCACUUGUUCAAUCGUACUUUCUCCGCUUCAAACUACCUGUACAAUGGCCGACGCCGCCCCCAAGAAGGACGCCAAGAAGAAGGCUGCCAAGCCCUCACACCCCAAGUACAGUGACAUGAUCGCCGCUGCCAUCAAGGCCUUGAAGGAACGCAAUGGCUCUUCUCGCCAGGCCAUCCAGAAGUACAUCGCCGCUAACUACAAGGUUGGUGAUAGCUCCGAGGUCCAGGUGAAGCUUGCCCUGAAGAGGGGUGUCGCCAGCGGAGCCCUGAAGCAGACCAAGGGAACUGGUGCCUCUGGUUCCUUCAGACUCGCCAAGGUUGAGGCUAAGCCCGCUCCCAAGAAGAAGCCUGCCGCAAAGAAACCCGCCGCCAAGAAGCCAGCAGCUAAGAAGGCCGCCAAGAAGCCAGCAGCUAAGAAGACCACCAAGAAGCCAGCAGCGAAGAAGGCCGCUAAGAAACCCGCAGCUAAGAAGCCUGCAGCAAAGAAGGCCGCCAAGAAGCCAGCAGCUAAGAAGCCCGCCGCCAAGAAACCCGCAAAGAAGCCUGCAGCCAAGAAGCCCGCAGCUAAGAAGGCAAAGAAAUAAGCUGUUCAGUGCAAGACUAGGUUAAGGGCAUCCAGCGGUGCGAUCAUCAUGUUUCUGUAAGAAACAAAAUAAUUUAUACCAUUUAAACCUGACGUUCUCAUGUACAAGAUUUUUUUUGUGUGUAAAUAUGAGUAAAUAUAUAUAUAUUUCAUAUUA